This is a messenger RNA of Aegilops tauschii subsp. strangulata, 3524 nucleotides long. RefSeq lists its product as uncharacterized. NCBI's taxonomy places the organism in Eukaryota, Viridiplantae, Streptophyta, Magnoliopsida, Poales, Poaceae. The record is from RefSeq and is a predicted model, not a curated record.
CCGCCCACGACAAACCCGCCCGCUUUCCAAAUCUCCUGCCCAAACCCCACACCAAAAACCAAAUCACGCCACUUAAAACUCCUCCGGCGUGGCUCGUAACGAGUCGCCUACCGUGCGUUAAUCCGGCGGAUCCGAGCGUGCGUGCGUUCAUUCAUUAGCCCGCACAGACACGGAAAAGGAAGGCAGGCGAGAGGGGGAGGGAGAAGACCAUCAGACCGUCCACCCAUUCGUCCGGCGGCGGCGGCGGCGCACGGAGCAGCAGCAGCGGACGGGGAUCAGCGAGCCGGGAAACCAUCCCCGCCCAGGCAUUUAGGAUGGUGGAUAACAAGAAUGAUGGGUCUGAAGGGGUCAAGUUCAACACGUCGCACCUGAUGCAAACAACCGAAGAGGUUGCAAGAGCAUUUAUUGCCGCUGCUUCAGCUGCCACCGUGCAACCAACACGGCCGUCUGUCGUCUAUUCGUCUGGGGAAGAGAGUGGCAGCCCAAUGCAGAAGCUGCAGCAGCAAUUCUCGAAGAUAAUGAAAGGGUUUUCAAAUUCACCCGAAGUGUCUGGACCAUACAACCCAGAAGUUCUCACGACACACAAGCGGCAGUGGUCGAGGUUCCAGCAGAAGUCAUUGGGUAAUAGGUGCAUCAAAGAACCAUCACAUCUUUUUGAGAGCAUAGUGAUUGUUGGGCUUCCUCCUCAGGCAGAUAUCCAUGAGCUAGAAAACAUUGCUCUAGGGAGAAAUGAUGAUGAUGCAAAGAAAUCAAGACAUAUAUUUGGCAACAACCAUCACCAAGUUCAUGCCGUAUCAAAUUUGGAACCUCAGGUCCUUUUUGCGUACCCCCCUGAGAGGUCUCUUCCGCUUAAGUACAAGGAUAUCGUCUCGUUCUGCCUUCCUGGAGGUGCACAGGUUAAUGCUGUUGAACGGACUCCAUCAUUCAGCGAGCUGAACGAAAUUCUCCUAGGGCAGGAACAUCUAAAAGAAAGCAAUCAAUCUUUCGUCUUCCGUUUACAGGUUGCUGAUGAUCCUACAUUAUAUGGAUGCUGUGUAUUGGUGGAAGAGAUUGUACAAAGACCCUCAAAGCUAGUUUCAAUGCUCACGAAUGAGAAACCUGUAUUUCCACGCCGGAGUCGUUAUGUAGUAACCACGCCACGGUGUUAUUGCAUCCUGUCCAGGCUGCCAUUCUUUGAACUGCAUUUUGGGGUGCUGCAGAGUAUUCUUAUGGAAGAACGACUUGAAUGGCUCACGGAUGGUGUUAGCAUGCUAACCUCAUUAUCGCCUGAAGAGGAAUGUGAGGAUGGUGAUAUUUGUGAAGGCUCCGAAAUCGUAGGACAGGAACUGUAUUUUGGUUGUACAACAGUAGAAAAAUCCUUUGAACCAAGUGUGGAAGUUUCUCCAAAGCAGCUCUCUGACACGGACAGCAAUUCUGAGUGUAGGGAGAACCAACUGGACUUCAUCUCCCAAGAAGUCCAACAGGAAAGUGGUUCUCCUGUCAAAGAAGAACAAAAUGUUCUUGUAACAGGAACAGCUACUCAGUGUUAUACCGCAGCAGAGUCUGACAAUUCUGUUUCAGAAGAUACACCGACUGGUGUAUCUGGAGUUAAGCUUGAUGAACCGGAUUCCUUACCCAUCAUUCCGAAUGAAUCUGAUACCAAGGAAGAUUCUCAUGUUCUUUCACAUGAAGAUGUGAUUGAUGGAGAACUUGAUAUCUUUGUCAAUGAUACUAUCUUGCCGCUUAUACGGUCUCGCCUUAGUGAAGGAUCUGAAUCAUCACCAAGUUCCCAAGACUCUCCUUCUGAAAGCAUAAAUUUGAGAAAUGAUACCCCCGACUUGGACUUGGAGGAGCCAUCUUCCAUUGGUCAUGGAGACGUAGUCGGGCACAACAGUAUAUUGCGAUGGGCUAAGGCCAAAAAGUAUGGAUCUCUACAAGUUGUCUGUCAGUACUACCAGUUGCAGUGUCCUGUCAGGGGUUCAUCACUUAAUUUUCAUCCGUUGGAGCACCUGCACUCAUUGAAGUUUCACCGGCCAGGUGAAACUGCUCUUCAUCUUGCCGGGUCGACUAUUGAUCUUCGGUCACGUGAUACAAGCUUAGAGGUGGCUGAGAUGCGUAAUGCACUCUUCGCUGAAGAGGAAUCGACUGCUUUAUCCACAUGGGCUGUUGCAACAAUAUGUGGAUGCCUCAGGUUGGAACAUGUAAUUACGCUUUUUGCUGCCGCGCUCCUGGAGAAACAGAUUGUUAUUGUCUGUUCUAAUUUGGGAAUGCUUUCAGCUUCAGUUUUAUCCAUAAUACCUCUAAUACGGCCAUAUCAGUGGCAGAGUCUACUCAUACCGGUUUUGCCAAAUGACAUGCUGGAUUUUCUGGACGCGCCUGUUCCAUACAUUGUUGGUGUGCAGAACAAAACACCUGAUCUGCAAUCCAGGCUAGCAAAUGCCGUGAUAAUUGAUGCCAACAAGAAUCAGAUUAAGUCUGCUUCAGUACCGCAACUUCCACAACAGAAAGAAUUGCUUUCUGCGUUGCGGCCGUAUCAUUCAAGACUUGUGGGUGAAAGUUAUCUCGCUAGGAAGCGCCCUGUCUAUGAAUGCACAGACGCCCAGGUGGAAGCAGCCAAAGGUUUCUUGGCAGUUCUUAGAUCCCACCUUGAUUCUCUGUGCUCCAACUUAAGAUCUCACACUAUUACCAAUGUGCAAUCCAACAAUGACAAGGUUUCCUUAAUUUUAAGGGAGAGCUUCAUUGGUUCUUUCCCGGCCCGAGAUAGGCCUUUUAUGAAGGUAUUAAUUUGCAACCUUCUCAUUUUCAUUGCCUUCGAUGUAGUUUGAGUGCCAUAUUUGGACAACGCUUUCAAGCUGUUUCUGGACACACAAUUGUUCUCGGUACAUACAGACCUAGUUCUUUCCUUUUAUCAGAAGGACUGAGUCUGUCUCCUGAUGAUUUGACUGUGUCAUCAGCGACAUGAUUUUUCAAAGCCUUUGUGAACAUUGAGCUCAACUGUACAUACCGUCGUAGAAGCUGCCAUUUAUAACAUUGGCAGCCCAUAGUGGACUAGAAGCUGCAAGGGACAACCCAUAUACUGUUGGCGAAGCUGUAGAUGAUUGAGAUCCAGUUAAUGUUAUACCAGAAAAUGCCCGUCGGGCUGUUGUAAAUUAGCUCUGCUUGGCUGUGCUACAUCAGAAGACUUUGUAGGCAGUAGUUGUUGCCAUAGGGAACCUUCUGGCUUGUUCUUCCUACAAUGCAAUGCACUCCAAUGGUCCGUGUUCACUGCAAAAUUGCUGGACAUGGGAUCUCAAUGCUCCUUUUGCAGCGCAGCUAGUCCGUAUAUGGGGAGGAAACCGGAAACAUGCACCGUAAUUUAAGCAGAAACUAGAGUUAAAACUGAUGCAAUGUCGAAGGACUAUUUGUAUCUCAAUUUUGACGCGUGAUGUUCUGUAUUGUAUAGAAACAGUUCGGAGUGAUGUCGAAGGGCUUUCAUCAAGUCAUGAUUGUUGUAAGACACCCCACUCGGAUUUUGGAGUUUGAUAUCAGUUUUGUGGAGAUACCAA